UCCCGGAUGCCCGUCUCUAACAAGUUAGGAUAAACCAGAGAAAGGGGAAGAGAAAAUGGCUGCCACACAGCACCUUGUCUCCUCUCACCCAUUUUCUACAUAUUUCCAUCGUUCUUUUCCCAGUAUAAAGAAUCAGAGCUCGUGUUCCGCGCCAAAGAAAAGAAAAUGUGGGAAAAUCAUUGCAUGUUCGAUCAAUGAAAGAGAUCACACUCUGUGGGAUGGGGUUUCAAGAAGGGAUUUAGCAAUCAUUGGCCUAUCUUCACUUUCUCUAACAUUUCCUUGUUUGAGUUCAAGAGCUGAAGAAGAUGUGAGAAUGGCUUCAUUGGUUGAUGAGAUUAAUUCAUAUUCCUAUAUGUACCCUACAGAGCUUCCUUCCAAAAGAUUUGUCUUCAAAUGGGUUGAAUCCAGAAAACCAGAGCGGUAUUCAUCAGCCCCGCCUCUGUCACCUGAUGCACGGCUUCGCAUUGUGUCUGAAAGAGUUGAUCUCAUUGACAAUCUCAUUAUUUCUGUUACGAUUGGUCCACUGAAUUCAAAGCUCCUAAAGUCAAAGGACAAAAGUUCCUGGAGUGCGAAAGACGUUGCUGAAUCUGUUUUAUCUGAUAAGUCUGCUUUGAGGGUAACCUCAAGUCAACGGUUAGCGGAAAGCUCAGUCCUUGAUGCACAUUCUUCUCAAAUUGAUGGUGAACCGUAUUGGUAUUUUGAGUACAUUGUUCGCAAAUCACCAACAAAAACUGCUCUUGAAUCAAAUAUUUUCCGCCACUAUGCUGCUUCAACAACUGAACGAGAUGGUUACCUGUAUACUCUCAGUGCUUCAACACUUAGUAAGCAAUGGAGCGAAAUGGGACCAUUCUUAGAAAAGAGUGUUGCUUCUUUUCGUCUUCUCCCUCCUUCACAAAGUUAUGUUCCUCCAUACAAAGAUCCUUGGAGAUUUUGGUGAAGGGAUAUCAGUUUUGUCUGGAACAAAUAUGACCUCCCAACUGCAGACACUCAACUGAUGCACUGGAAUGAAGAGGUGGAAGCUCUUACAGCGAAUCUGAAGAUCAUACAUGGCAGAACUUUUUAAGCUUGAAAUGGAAUUGAACAAU
This is a messenger RNA of Cuscuta epithymum, 1085 nucleotides long. NCBI's taxonomy places the organism in Eukaryota, Viridiplantae, Streptophyta, Magnoliopsida, Solanales, Convolvulaceae. The record is from the annotation of a GenBank genome assembly.